UAGCUCGCAGGUACCUAGUGUGUUCGCUUUGUAGAGUUUGAAGACGUACUCGACGCGAUCGACUCGGCUCUCGGACUCGAGUUCAGUACCCGGUUGACAGCCGGUGAGGCGGCGGUGUGACGUGGUGCCCUUAUCGUAUUAUACGCGCACGCCGCCUCUGCGCGAUUUUCUACUCAUUGUAAAUAUUUCUUGUGUACAAUAGCAAGUUCUGCUUUAAUCAAGAUUAUUAGGUGUGCACGUAAACUUAUUUAAACAAUAUUUAACUUUUGUUAUUCGAAACAACAUAAAACGCGGACCUUUGAUACGUUAUUUACUAAUGAAUAAAUGCAAGACGUCUCUUUGGUAAAUGAAAAUAACAGUGUACUUAUUAAAAAACGGGUUAGUGAUGAAAAUUUGAUUUUUAAAUCCAUGAAACUGUAGACCCUGAUGCAAUAAAUAGUACACCUAACCAAUACGCCAGUGUGAGUAGUGUUAACCACUAAUGGAUGAACAUAAUGUGUCCGUACAUUGUGACAUAGUUUCAAGAUUUUCAGAUUCAGUGUAAUGCAAAGAAUCUAUUUAAGUUGGUGAAUAAACAUCUACAAUGGCGGAUCGGGAACGUCCUGCGAAAACCCCCAUUAGGGUGGGUUUUUAUGACAUCGAGAGGACCAUUGGCAAGGGAAAUUUUGCUGUUGUUAAAUUAGCACGACAUCGAAUAACGAAGACUGAGGUAGCAAUUAAGAUAAUAGAUAAAUCGCAAUUAGACGCCAGCAAUCUUCAGAAGGUGUACCGAGAAGUCGACAUCAUGAAGAGGCUGGACCAUCCUCAUAUUAUUAAGCUUUACCAGGUCAUGGAGACGAAAAAUAUGAUCUACAUAGUAUCAGAGUACGCGAGUAAAGGAGAAAUUUUUGACUACAUCGCACGCUAUGGGCGAAUGGCGGAGCAGGCUGCCCGGCGGAAGUUUUGGCAAAUUCUGUCUGCCGUGGAGUACUGCCACGAGAGGCGGAUCGUCCAUCGAGACCUCAAGGCGGAGAACUUGCUGCUAGACGCGAACAUGAACAUCAAGAUCGCAGACUUCGGCUUCAGCAACUACUACGCCACGGGAGAACUCCUGGCCACCUGGUGCGGGUCGCCUCCGUACGCCGCGCCCGAAGUCUUCGAGGGGAAAAGAUACACUGGCCCCGAAAUUGACAUUUGGAGUCUGGGAGUGGUGCUGUAUGUGUUGGUGUGCGGCGCUUUACCUUUCGAUGGCUCUACACUGCAGUCGUUGCGGGAUCGAGUGCUCUCGGGAAGAUUUAGGAUACCUUACUUUAUGAGCGAAGACUGCGAAUCUCUGAUCCGGAAGAUGUUAGUACUGGAGCCAAUGAAGCGGUACACCAUAGAACAGAUCAAGAAGCACCGCUGGAUGGCAGCGGAGCCGUACGUGGCGCCCGCGCCGGCCGGGGACCCGAUGCGGAGCCCUGCCCAUGCGCCGGCGCAGCUCGACCCUAGCGACCAGGUGCUCCGGCUCAUGCAGAGCCUGGGCAUCGACCCUGUCAAGACCAAGGAGAGUCUUCGCUCGAAUAGCUAUGACCACCACGCGGCAAUCUAUCUCCUGCUUCUGGAACGCUUGAGGGCCCGGGCAGCUAGCGGAGCCAACGCCUCGACCUCUGAGGCCCGCACUAGGCCCUCUCGCCGGCCCUCAUCUGUAGCUGACCAAGCACUCGCCAGGGAGGCACACGAUGCCAGGCGAGAACAUCACAGGUUGCUCCAUUCCGGUGAUUCUCAAACAAGAGACUUUAGUAGGGCGACACCCACGAUAACUGCUGCCCCAGCCGACUCGUCGUCUGCUGAAACGCAGCGGCUAUUGUCCCUCGCGGGUGUGAACAUGACUGAACAAAGACUGCUCCAGCGAAACUCCGACCCGUCGGACACGCAUAGGAGCUUUCUAGUCGGAAGCAUCGACGCCGCAUCCAGCAGGAGCCACGAGUCCGAGUCCACGAGGCUCCUCUCAAUGAGGAACGUUGAAGUGUCCCAGUCGAACCAAAGGAUAGGCACCAAACUGAACGAAGCCCCCGUCCCCACUCAUAGACUGCUCACCUCAACUUAUGAGCAGCAACAAAACAUACUUAAACAGUCCAGCGAGGACUGCAGGCGGCUGUUACAGCAAUCAACUACAGUUGGCCCUGAUACCCUCAAGAGCACCAAUGACGGAACUAGACUACUCACCUCAUCUAGUUUCGAUUCCAAGUGUGCGAUAGACGGGGGCCGGAGCUCAUCUGCGACUGACCACAACGUAAUUGCUAACUUUCUCCAAAAUUCGGCGUCGGCCACCAAUUUCAACGUAGACACUAUGAAACUGCCCAAUUCGACAACUUUUACUAUGUGCUCUGAAGCUGCUAAACUUAUGAAUACUUUACAACAGUCACCUUUACCUCUGAAAGGCACCGUGAACCUUAGUACUAGUCCCAUACCAACACAACUCACUGACACAAAAAUCACGGGUGUCUUGGAGCAACCGAAGCCCCUGGAAUCCAGCCGGCUGGUUUCACAGGCCCAGCAGCAGGACCUCAGUAGACUGCAAACAAGUACACCCCCAUUCAAAGACUACAUGAAUCAUCAUCUUCCAGCCUAUUCCUAUUUACAAAAUACAGUUUUGCCGCCCAUUUCAAACGCAGCUGAGACAAAUUUUUCUAUGACGUCUACUUCCACUGCGGGUGAUUUAUUUCCGAACUCAUUGUACCGGCCGGACAGUAAAUUUUCGCUGAACAGAUACACUACGGGUCAAACGUAUACUCAAAAUCUUCAGACAAAUCCGGCUGAAGCGACAAAAUUUCAACAACAGUAUUCAUCGUCGACCGACGAAGGCUGUGAGACGGACAUGGAGGACGUAGCGAGCGUUCCCAGUGGGGUGCAGAACAGACUGAGUUCUUAUGCCAGCUCCAGCUCGAGCAGCGGAGUCGUUACAUUUUUUAAUAACAAAAGCCUGAGCCAAAACCUAAGCUGUGAUUCAUCGCAAAGUAAUUUUUCGACGUUCGAAAGUUUGGAUUACCAACUAUCAUCGGACUGUUCCAGUGAACUGGCCAGCAGUUUACCCAGUUGCACGUCUAACGAGGAUAAGUUGGCUUACGAGAAUAGCUCAUUAGUAAAUACUAGUCCAAUGCAUCCAUGCGUUUAUAUAUCGUCCUAUAAUAAUAAGCCUAGUGGCACUGGAUUUAUAGCGCGACACAACCCAUUGAAUUAUCAAUCAGCUAACAAAAACUGCCCUCGCGCUAUUACACGGAGCCCUGUUGACUUCAGGGAAGGGCGUCGGGCCAGCGAUGGCCUGGUGGCACAGCAAGCAGCACAAUCGAACGAAUCACAAAAAAACAGCUUAGCUUUUAAUAGUCAAAGACUCAAUGAAAACUGCAAAGCCAAAGGUGUUCUAGAACUCCAUCUGGUUCAAAAGGAGGCUCAGAAGUUGAAAACUCAGUACCAGUCUACGCUCCCUGCCGAAGAAAUGACCCAAAGACAAAUGCAGCACAAUCAAUUUGCGGCUAGUUUCAGUCCACAUUUUAUAGAGUCAAAAACUCCAACCAAACGGAUCAGUCUUCCAGAAACGUUUAAUUACUCGAGUACCUCGCCGCCGAUGCCUGCCAGUCCUAAGAUGGUCGCACAGCUCCAGGAGCCCUCAGAAUUGCCUCACGGUACUUCGGUGCCCCAAAUCAGCCCGAAACCUCCUCUCCAGCAGCAGCUGAUGCAGCAUCGUCUGUUCCAACAAAAGCGACAACUUCUGCAAAAACAGAUGACUCCCCCGAAUGUCCCCACGCACGAUAUGGGACCGUUACACAAUCUCCAAGUUGGGCUCAGCCGGAGGCAGAUGCUCCGUCAGCAGAGCUACAAGAUAGCGCAGCAGCAGCAGAUCCUGCCGCCGCUGCCGUUGACCGAGACCGAGAACAGGGACUUGCUCGCCUUCCAGGCGAUAGUGGAGGGUCCGAAUCGGUCUCCGAAGCCGAAAGCGGAGGAGGGUCAGCAGGACGAGGUGGCGAAGUUUGCUUAUCAGGGUUCGAUGGAGAUAAGCAUAAUGAACAAGGACAGGUUGGGGAGCGAGAACUGGUCUAACUUGCCGUCGAGCUUGCAGAGCGCGUGUCAGAUCUCGGAGCUGGGACGGCGCGAGGCGGCGCGGGAGACGCGCGAGGAGGGCGACGCGAGCGAGGCGCUGUGGCCGGGCCAGUGGGGCGCCGGCCUGUUCCCGCCGCAGCCCUGCUUCCAGGUAUUCCAACAGAUCAACUAAAGCCUGGUCCGUGAGCACGUAGAAUUUUGUCCAAUGACCCCAAGCUACCCAUCCUUAUCGCUCGCGCAUAAUUAUGUUGCUGUCGCGCUCGCUCACUCACUGCCGGCGCCCGUCGCACAGUCGCGACAGCAAUAUAAUUACGCGCGAGCGAUAAGGAUGGGUAGCUUGGGGUCAUUGGACAAAAUUCUACGUGCUCACAGACCAGACUAUAGUAGCCCCACGUUGAGCAUAGAGCCGUAGUGUCGUAGUCAAUUGUGUGCACGCAGCGUAAGAUCGUAAUCUUAGCUUUAAACUCGGUCUUCACGCGCUGAAACAUACGCUAGAUCGACGAUUGGUCUCAUUGUAGUUUACUCGUGUAGUUUAAGCCGUAAGCGUUGUGUGGACGAUGCGUAUGGUCGCAUCGAUGGAUUCGGUAGAGUGCAUGACAAUAAAUUAGUGAUUUUAAAUUGUGUAUUACACUAUAGCAUUAUGCAAAGUAAAACACUACAUAGAUAUAACUGCCGCUAGAAAAUAAAGUAAUUUUCAAGUGAUUCGUUGGAAGUUUUGGUAAUAUUAAUGUGUGUUCAAUAACUUUGAACUUGCACUCAAGAAAUAAAUUAAUUUUUACUCAAUAUACAAUUGUUGUAAUUUUCAUUCCUAAAAUGGAUGUUUGUAGAAACUGUGCACAUGAUUUAUUCCACAUUUUGCAAAGAUACUUGCCAAUGUAUAAUUUUUAGAAUAAUGUACUAAAUACUUAUACAUUUACCUUUACUACUUAAACAUCACUUGAGAAUGUUCCUACAUAAUAUUAUAUCCAUUGUUUUACUCCAUUAUAAUAAGUUAGAUAUCUAUUUAUUAUUAUGAAUUAUGACUCUGUACUUUAUGUAAAAGUCUGUAUAGUUUUUGUUAUUAUUUGCUGAUAAAACUAUUUAUGUAAGAUGUGAUAGCUUUACUUAGAAUCAAGUUUAUUUAAAUACAAGUA
Ostrinia nubilalis (European corn borer) is the source of this 5192-nucleotide messenger RNA. It is a transcript of the gene Sik2, whose product is annotated as serine/threonine-protein kinase SIK2-like. The record is from RefSeq and is a predicted model, not a curated record. Gene Ontology annotation, molecular function: ATP binding; protein serine/threonine kinase activity. The transcript is spliced from 9 exons. Gene Ontology annotation, biological process: intracellular signal transduction; protein phosphorylation. Gene Ontology annotation, cellular component: cytoplasm. NCBI's taxonomy places the organism in Eukaryota, Metazoa, Arthropoda, Insecta, Lepidoptera, Crambidae. The coding region runs from base 584 to 4231 and encodes 1215 amino acids.